AUGACAUUUACAUAUUUAGAAAGGAAGAUAGUUGACUGCACAAUCUCGGUUACUUUUCUUUUAGGUUUAGGGAACGCUUUUUCCAUUCAAGUACGAAGUAUUACUCUGUUACUUCUUCCAAUGUACUGCGGUAAAGCUGGACGCGGGAUAUUGAAGGCGGUAGUUCUCACUUAUGUAGUGGCCGGACCAAUAACGAAUAUGGCCCUGAACGCGAAAGAAGUAGUUCGUGUGUUUGCCUGCAGCAAUCAACUAUCUUUCAACCUCACAAAGCUUAAAUACUCUUUCAUUGCGAGUCCUGUUAAACGAGCUCUCUUAAGUAUGAAGACUGAAAUCGGUGAAUUCAAAGGUACGUUGAGAUCAAUUAAGACAGUAGUGGGUCCGAUAGAGAUAGAACUGGAGAAUACAUAUGAAAUUCUCAAGAUAAGACCAGCAAGCGAUCUCGUCGACGACAUGUUCGCUUUCAAACAUCACUCUGAUUAUCUUGAAGAAAAAUAUAAGUUAGUUCUCAAAUUGCUUUUCAGGGCUAAGGAAACGAGCCUCAAAGUUCUACAUGCAUUUGAGGAAAAAUACAAUAUAGUAAAAAUAGUUGUCCUGGGGGUUCAUGUGUGCUUAGCUCUCCUUUUCUUGCGGCUGCUUAUAUCAGCACAAAGUUAUCAUGAUCUUUAUUUGACGAGUAUAAAUUAUGAUAAUGUAUACAUAACUUGUUACUUCAAAAGGAUUGAUCAAAGGCGUCGUAGGAAACUUCAGUGUACUCUUUUGCCUCUGAAAAAGAUGGAAAGGAACAGAUACAUUGACGUGUAUUCCACUUCGUAUAUUCCAUCUGAACGCAGCAAGCUAUUUACGCAAGUACUCAAAGUAAUGCUGGAAGCGAUCACAGCCACUACGUUCGUGAUGCUGGACAGGUUGUUCUAUGAAGCGCUUGAUGUGGUUAGACAGUAUGCUAUUGAUAAUGACCCUAUCAAUGGAUUGGGAGACUUGGAAAUCGAGGUGGAAGGUGCAGGCUUUGUUGCUGAUAUGUUGCGCAAAAUGGUUCAAGAGUUAAAUGCCAUUAAUGUUACCAUAUCCAUAACAAAUGAAGGAUGUCUUCCGCAGCCGCGAGCUAUUCCCGCCAUAUUUUAUGUCAAAAUAUACGGAGGCUAUCUUUGGAUUCUCUUACUAUUGUUCAUGAAUCCUUACACACUUCGAUUAAGACGGUUAAUCUGCAGUUAUUUUUACCCUCAGAGAGAAAAGCAAAGAAUAUUGCAUUUAUACAACGAUAUUUUGAAGAAACGUUUGAAAAUGCAAAAGACGUUACGUAGAAAAGCGGUGCAGGCGGUCCGCGCCCACUACCUUUCUGGGGAAAACCUUCUCAGUCUAAGGAUGAAGUUUCCUCGUAUUUUGGGUUGGCUGGGCGCUCUACCUCAUGCUAGAAUGAAAUGUCUCAUUUGCGAGGAGACUGAACCAUGGCACAGAUUACAAAAUCGACAUAACGAAUCCUGGCACUCGUGUGAAAAUGUCAAAUGUCCUUUCUUGUAUUGUGACGAGUGCUGGAAGGACAUAGGCAGCAGCUGCCUGGCCUGCGACCCCGCUCUCAACGAGCUAAGUGACGUGGACUCCUUGAGUGAUGAUAGACCACCUAGAUACUAAUUUAUUUGAAUGCAAAUAAAUAUGUGUGUACGACUUA
Zerene cesonia (dogface butterfly) is the source of this 1663-nucleotide messenger RNA. It is a transcript of the gene snky, whose product is annotated as protein sneaky-like. Gene Ontology annotation, cellular component: membrane. Bases 1 to 1626 code for a protein of 541 amino acids. Lineage: Eukaryota; Metazoa; Arthropoda; Insecta; Lepidoptera; Pieridae. The transcript has 9 exons. The record is from RefSeq and is a predicted model, not a curated record.